AUGUUUGUGGCUCCUCCAAGUGGGGCCCAGGGCAGCACAGCCAGCAAGAGCGACAGCAAUGCAAGAUGGCAGCCACCACAGGCUCGGACAAUUUAUGAAAACCGAAUAUACAGCCUUAAAAUAGAAUGUGGACCUAAAUACCCAGAAGCACCCCCCUGUGUAAGAUCUGUAACAAAAAUUAAUAUGAAUGGAGUUAAUAGUUCUAAUGGAGUAGUGGACCCAAGAGCCAAAUCAGUGCUAGCAAAAUGGCAGAAUUCAUAUAGCAUCAAAGUUGUCCUGCAAGAGCUUCGGCACCUAAUGAUGUCUAAAGAAAAUAUGAAACUCCCUCAGCCUCCUGAUGGACGGUGUUACAGCAAUUAAUCAAAAAGAAAAACCACAGGCCCUCCCCUACCCCCCAUUCGAUUUAAGCAGUCUUCGUUUUCCACGGUAGUAAAUUUUCUAGAUACGUCUUGUAGACCUCAAAGUACUGAAAAGGAAGCUCCCAUUCAAAGGCAGUUUAUCUUAAGAUACUGUAAAUGAUACUAAUUUUUUGUCCAGUUGAAAUAUAUAAGUUGUGCUGUAACA
Molecule: messenger RNA, 564 nt
Organism: Orcinus orca (killer whale)
Lineage: Eukaryota; Metazoa; Chordata; Mammalia; Artiodactyla; Delphinidae
Product: ubiquitin-conjugating enzyme E2 variant 1-like
Exons: 2
Coding region: 1-360 (119 amino acids)
Biological process (GO): DNA damage tolerance; protein K63-linked ubiquitination
Cellular component (GO): nucleus
Source: RefSeq, a predicted model, not a curated record